This is a messenger RNA of Callorhinchus milii (elephant shark), 2223 nucleotides long. RefSeq names its product polypeptide N-acetylgalactosaminyltransferase 5. NCBI's taxonomy places the organism in Eukaryota, Metazoa, Chordata, Chondrichthyes, Chimaeriformes, Callorhinchidae. The record is from RefSeq and is a predicted model, not a curated record. Gene Ontology annotation, cellular component: Golgi apparatus.
GAAAGCGAGGCCGCCGAUGGUGGAGCGGAGGGGCCGAGGGACGAGCAGGGGGUCCCCGGAGAGGCUGAGCUUGCUAAACAACCACAAGAUGAAGAGAUUGUUCCCACAGCUGAUGAAACCGGACUUAACUCUCCAAAGAAAGCGCCGGCGGAGGAAUCAGCGCGUGUCAAUGAGGUGCCUGUCGCAGUCACCAGCAAGAGUAUUGCUCCCAUAGUCACCAGGGAUUCAGUGCAACAACCUUCAGUUAGUAAAAUAGUUGUGGGCAAUAGGGCGUUGGAUGAAACCAAGAGCGAACUUGAUGGUGUUAAUAAUGGCGGAGCGAAAGACGGGAUGUUUAACAAACAUGAACAUAAAAAGCCCGUGCUGAGCGGUAAAGCAAAUAUCACCGACAAGUUUACAGACAUUGAAGUCGGUGAAAAGGAGAUGAACGGCUCAACUGGUAUAAAGCGGAUUAGUUCCUCGUUACAAGACACUGCGGUGAAAGUAGCUCUUAAGGUCCAUCAAACAAAAGACCCCCAGACAAACAGUACUGUGAAGCGUGGGGCAGCUGAUGCUCUGGAACCCAGACCAGGGAUGCACCGUGUUUUAACGCUGGACAUGACGUUGUCUCCACGGGACCCCAAAGCCGUUGGCCAGUUUGGGCGGGCGGCAAAAGUGCCCAAGGAACAGGAGCAGGUGGCAAAGGCAAAAUGGGCAGAAGGACAUUUCAAUGUGCACCUCAGUGAGCUGAUCCCUCUGGACAGAGCUCUCCCUGAUACCAGACCUGCUGGAUGCGCAAACCAGCUGGUCCACAGCCAACUGCCAACAACCAGCAUCAUCAUGUGCUUUGUGGACGAGGUGUGGUCCACACUCCUGAGGUCAGUCCACAGCAUUCUGAACCGAUCACCAUCACAUCUCAUCACAGAGAUCAUCCUAGUGGACGACUUCAGCACCAAAGAAUACCUGAAAGAGAAUUUAGACGUGUAUAUGUCACAGUUCCCUAAGGUUCGUAUUAUUCACCUGAACCGGCAUGGCUUAAUCCAGGCUAGACUUGCAGGUGCAGAUGUGGCUACAGGUGACGUGCUGACGUUUCUGGAUUCUCAUGUUGAAUGCAAUGUUGGUUGGCUGGAGCCACUCCUAGAAAGGAUCCAUUUGAAAAGAACAACAGUAUCUUGUCCUGUUAUCGAAGUGAUCAGCGAUGAGGACAUGAGUUACAUGGGCGUAUACAAUUUUCUACGAGGAAUAUUUACAUGGCCCAUGAAUUUUGGGUGGAAGCAAAUACCAAGUGAAAUCGUUACAAAAUACAAUCUAAAAGAAAUUGACCCAAUAAGGUGUCCAGUCAUGGCAGGAGGAUUGUUUUCCAUUGACAAGAAAUACUUUUAUGAACUUGGAGCCUAUGAUCCAGGAUUAGAAGUUUGGGGUGGAGAAAACAUGGAGUUGUCCUUUAAGGUUUGGAUGUGCGGAGGAGAGAUUGAGAUCAUCCCAUGCUCAAGAGUGGGUCACAUUUUCCGUGAUGGAAACCCGUACACUUUCCCAAAGGACAGGAUUAAGACAGUGGAACGGAACCUGGCUCGUGUGGCUGAGGUCUGGUUAGAUGAAUACAUUGAUGUUUUCUAUGGCCACGGUUAUCACCACCUACUUAACGGGAAUAAUGUGGAAUUCAACAUCGGAGAUCUAACACAGCAGAAGGAACUUCGGAAGAAGCUGCAAUGUAAAAGCUUCCAAUGGUAUUUAGAAAAUGUCUACCCUGACCUACAGGCGCCUCUGGUCAGAGCGAAUGGCUUGCUUUUCAAUGUUGGAAUACGAAAGUGCCUUGCUGUUGAGAAUGGAACCAUAUCGUUCGAAUUGUGUAAUGUUAAGAAACAGAGCCAGAACUUUAGCCACACAUGGUUAAGCUUGAUUAAGCAGAUGGAUUUGUGUUUGAGUUUAUUGAACAAAGUACGACAAGUAGGACUGAAACCCUGUGAUAAAAAAGAGGAUAAUCAGAGGUGGCUCCACCAAUCCCUUGUAGCUGAACCAGCACUGGUAAGUGCCUGCAUAUCUUCCAAACUGAGUCAUUCAGCACAUGAUGGUGUUCUGGUAUUCUCUGUCAUCUGCAAUAGAAUCGAAAAGGAUUAAAUAUUAAUGUCUGCUGUGUAAACACUUCACACUACUGCAAAUAUUUACUUUGGCCGUCAACAAGAGAACCACAGCAAGUUGGAGGAUAUUAAUGCGGUCGAACAUAUACUGUGGGAGAUUUCUCAG